CAUCAUCUUGUGAGGUAAGCUGUAAAAGCUAUUUGUACUCUUCCUAUUCUGUCGUCCACCCUUGUAAUAGACAUCAUACCCCUUCAAGCUCAGCCGCCAAACACUUCCUCCACGCGCCUCCACGCGCCGAUGGGUGCUGCAGAACAUGUAAGAAAUGAAAGAGAGAAUGAAGAAGCCAAGGAGAAUCACCAUCUUCAUCAUUUGGAGGAGGAUGAUGAGGAUGAAGAAGAAGGUGAGCAAAGAGAUGUGGAGAGGGGGUUUGAAAGGAAUGUGAACAAUCAUGGUCCUAAUCCUUUAAGAGAGCAUCAACAUCAGCAGAACAAUCAUGUUCCACCUCCAAGAGAGCCUCAGAUGUCAAGAAUGCAAAGAUUGAGUGCUACUAAUCCUUUAAGACUUGUCUUUAAUAAAGGGACUAGAGUUCCUAAUGCAACUAGUAGAGCUCCUCCUAAAGGUCCUGCUAGAGUGCCUAAUCUUAAUCCUUCUUUCCAGCCUCCUCCUCCUCAGUUUCCUCAUCCUCCCCCUCCCCUUCAUCAUCCCACCCCCUCCCCUUCUGUUUCUGUUCCUCGCUCCACUCCUACACCUCAGCAGUCUGUGAUAUCAUUGAAUUCAAGAAGAUACACAAACAGAAUAUCUCUAUUCAUAUUCCUGGUGCAUCUGGUUGCAGCAAUUGCACUAGUCUUCUUUCUUGUAUACAAGGGUGUUGAAGGGCUAGUUAGAGCAGGAGAUACAAGGAGAAAAGAAAAGAGGCUCUUGCAGUUUUUUUUGCCCCAAGCUGUAGCUAUUUCUUUUCUUAGCAUUACGCUUGCAUUCAUGUGGCAAUUUACUGUCAGAUUGUGGCCUAAAAUUAUGGUUUAUCUUAUACUUUGGAGCUCUUUCUUGAUGGCUCUUUCUGCCGGAAUUUUAUUAAUUUGCUUCCAGAAGCCCCCCACAGAUGGUGUUGGAGUAGCCCUUCUUAUGUUCUCCGUUUGUAAUGGCUUGUAUUCUUGUUGGGUUACUCCCAGAAUUAAUUUUUGCUGCAAAGUCCUUGUUAAAUCCCUUGAACCGGUGUCAAAGUUUCAUGAUUUAAACGAACCAACUUACUGGAUGCUCGGGGCUGGAUUUGUCUGGAUGCUAGUGUGGACGUUUGCCGUUAUUGGAGCAUUGAAUUUCUACUUUCCACCUCUGGUAAUAAUUGCAUUGGUACUAAGCUUGGCUUGGACAACUGAAGUUAUGAGGAAUGUUGCUAAUCAAACAGUUAGUAGAGUGAUUGCUUUGUAUUACCUUAGAGGAAUGCAGUCCAAUACUCAGUUUUGCUUCCAAAGGGCUUUGUCCAAAAAUUUAGGAAGUGCUUGUCUUGGUUCCCUUUUUGUGCCUGCCAUUGAAUUUUUGAGGAUUAUUGCUCGAGUUCUAAAUCUUAUAGAGGGUGAAGACGAAUUCAUGUUCUCAUGUGCUCACUGCUGUCUUAAUGUCAUGGAAACCAUCUUUACAUAUGGCAACGGCUGGGCUUAUGUACAGAUAGCCGCCUAUGGGAAAGGAUUUGUGCAGGCCUCGCAAGACACUUGGGAGCUCUUCAAGAAGCUUGAUAUGGAAUGCGUUGUGGAUUCUGAUAUCACCAGCGCAAUCUGCUUCCUCUCUGGAACCUGCAGUGGCUCAAUAUGUGUUAUUGUCGUGUCUGCUUGGACAUGGUCGGUACACAAAAGCUUCACAGCUACCCUCUCUCUUCUCGCCUUCUUCAUUGGUUAUUUAAUGACUAGAAUCGCCAUGGCAUUGCCUCACGCCUGUGUCAGCUGUUACUACGUCUGCUAUGCUGAGAAUCCAAAAAACCUGCUAUUCGACAAAACAAUACCAGAACGGAUCGAAAUGCUUCAUGAUGGUCGUGACUUAUCUGUGCCAACACCUCGAGUCCCACGGAGGUUCACAACAUAACUCACAUUUCCGAAUGUCUGAGGACUGAGGAGCAGAGCCAAGGAAAAAGGAUUCCAGCCAAUUUUCUCACAUUCUGGUACAGAUGCUGAAUCUUAUGGAAGAGAUUGUAAUUGCCAAAGCAGCCAUAACAUGUAAACUAUUUAGGCCCUUUUACUGUUUACCUCAGCUGUAAAUUUGUCUCUAUUUUUUUUAGCACAAGUAAUUUAAUUUGGCAAUUUGCAAGAGAUCC
Messenger RNA from Daucus carota subsp. sativus, 2134 nucleotides. RefSeq names its product protein PNS1. The transcript has 5 exons. Gene Ontology annotation, biological process: transmembrane transport. The coding region runs from base 130 to 1905 and encodes 591 amino acids. Gene Ontology annotation, molecular function: transmembrane transporter activity. The record is from RefSeq and is a predicted model, not a curated record. NCBI's taxonomy places the organism in Eukaryota, Viridiplantae, Streptophyta, Magnoliopsida, Apiales, Apiaceae.